Messenger RNA from Alligator mississippiensis (American alligator), 3418 nucleotides. It is a transcript of the gene CLPB, whose product is annotated as ClpB family mitochondrial disaggregase. NCBI's taxonomy places the organism in Eukaryota, Metazoa, Chordata, Crocodylia, Alligatoridae. Gene Ontology annotation, biological process: cellular response to heat. The transcript has 16 exons. The record is from RefSeq and is a predicted model, not a curated record. Gene Ontology annotation, cellular component: mitochondrion; cytoplasm. Bases 16 to 2286 code for a protein of 756 amino acids. Gene Ontology annotation, molecular function: ATP hydrolysis activity; protein binding; ATP binding.
UUCGCCACAGCAGCCAUGCUGCCCCUGUCCUCCCGGCUGCCCCGGGCCUCGCGGCUGCUCCUUGCCGCCCGCCCGGCCUCGGCGCAGCUGCGGGCUCCGGGAGCGGCCGCCGGCGGUCGAGCGGGGCUGCGGGCGCCGGGCGCGGGCGCCCCCUGGCGGGGUAGGCCCGCGCUGCAGGGCUUCCUGCCAGCACCGGGGUGCCGCAGCCCCAGCACGGGCACCCCGGGGUGCCGCAGCCUCGCCCCCCCGGGCGUGCCAGCCCCGUGGCGGAGGAGCUCGGCGCUGCAGGGGUGCAGCAGCCCAGCAUUACCCUGCGUGAUGCCGGCGCCGGGGUGCCGCAACGCAGCGUUACCCUGGUGCGGCGACCUCGCGCUGCAGGAUGCAGACGAGCCAUCCCCGGGGCGGAGGAGCCCGGCGCUGCAGGGGUGCAGCAGCCCAGCGUUAUCCUGCGUGAUGCCGGCGCCGGGGUGCAGCAGCUUGGCGCCGCAGGGUCCGCGCGUGCCAGCCCUGUGGCGGAGGAGCGGCGACCUGGCAGUGCCGGCACCUGAGGGGCCCAGCGGUCGGUGGAGGCCACGCGGCAGCUGGGUGCACGCGGCCCCGGCGCUGGCAGCGGCGGUGGUGGCGUCUUGCUACGGCCGGGGGCGCCUGUCCGAGGAAGACGCCCUGCUGGAAGCCUCCAGGAUCAACAACAUUUCCGAAGUUGAGAGGUUGUUGUCGGAGGGCACAGAUGCGAAUGCCAGGCACAAGCUCGGCUGGACCCCGCUCAUGGUAGCAGCCAUCAACAGAAAUUCUAGCGUGAUCAAGAGCCUGCUUGCAGCUGGUGCCGAUCCCAACCUAGGAGACGAAUUCAUCAGUGUCUAUGAGACAGCCAAAGAGAAGGCGCUCCAUUCACUGGAAGUUCUAGUGACCCGGGAGGACGAGUUCAACAACCGCCUGAACAACCGAGCCACGUUCAGGGGCUGCACAGCUCUACACUACGCCGUGCUCUCUAACGACUAUGGGACCGUCAGGCUGCUGCUGGAAGGAGGAGCCAACCCCCUGCAGAAGAAUGAAAUGGGACACACGCCACUGGAUUAUGCCCGCGAAGGGGAGGUCAUGAAACUGCUGAAGGCUUCGGAAACAAAGUUCCAGGAAGAGCAGCGGAAGAGAGAGCUAGAGGAACGGCGCAGAUUUCCACUGGAGCAGCGGCUGAAAGAGCACAUCAUCGGUCAAGAGAGCGCCAUAGCGACAGUGGGAGCCGCUAUUCGGAGAAAAGAAAAUGGCUGGUACGACGAAGAGCACCCCCUGGUUUUCCUUUUCUUGGGAUCGUCGGGAAUAGGUAAAACGGAGCUGGCCAAACAGACGGCAAAGUACAUCCACAAGGACCUCAAGAAGGGUUUCAUUAGACUGGACAUGUCGGAGUUCCAGGAAAGACACGAGGUUGCCAAGUUUAUUGGCUCUCCCCCCGGGUACGUAGGCUAUCAAGAAGGCGGGCAGCUAACCAAGAAGCUCAAACAGUGCCCGAAUGCAGUAGUCCUCUUUGACGAAGUCGACAAAGCCCAUCCUGACGUCCUCACCAUCAUGCUGCAGCUGUUUGAUGAAGGCAGGCUGACGGAUGGGAAGGGGAAGACCAUUGACUGCAAGGAUGCCAUCUUCAUCAUGACCUCCAACGUGGCGAGCGACGAGAUCGCCCAGCAUGCCCUGCAGCUCAGACAAGAGGCCCUGGAAAUGAGCACGAACAGGAUCGCUGAAAACCUAGACGAUGUCCACAUGUCCGACAAGAUCACCAUCUCCAAGCAAUUCAAGGAGAAGGUCAUCCGCCCCAUCCUGAAGGCUCACUUCCGGCGGGACGAGUUCCUGGGCAGGAUCAAUGAAAUUGUUUACUUCCUCCCCUUCUGCCACGCGGAGCUCAUCCAACUGGUCAACAAGGAGCUGAAUUUCUGGGCCAAGAAGGCCAAAAUGCAGCACAAUAUCACUUUGCUCUGGGACAGGGAAGUGAUGGACGUCCUGGUUGAUGGCUACAAUUUGCAUUACGGCGCCCGGUCGAUCAAACACGAGGUCGAGCGGCGCGUUGUGAACCAGUUAGCAGCCGCCUACGAGCAGGACCUGUUGCCGCGGGACUGCACCCUGCGCAUCACGGUGGAGGACUCGGACAAGAAGCUGCUGAAAACCAAAGACAGCUCCUCCUUGGAGGAGACCGAGAGGAAGGCCCCAACGCUGCGGUUGGAGAUCGUGGAGGACAGCAAGCGCCGGAAACUAGACAUCCAGGUGCCCCUGAACCCUGACAAGAUCUCUUACUCCUUGUAGGCACGGGGGGCCAGGCAGCAAUAAAGUCACCGUAACACUCAAACUUCGGAGAACAGCCCGUCUGUGAGUAAGAGCAAAGGGGAUGGGAGCCCAGCCCAUAACAAAGGGCCAGGGGGCUCAGGGGGCAUGUGUGUUUUGUCACUGAAUACCCUCCUGGGCCCCUACCGUCCUGUGGUCUCACCAACUUCGUUCAGGACCCUCCAUCGCCCUCAUAGGGUUGAACUCCAUGCCGCCCUCCGACUCACGGGGAGAACAGACGGACGUGCCGCCAUGUGGAAACCUUGGAGUGAGAGGAAAUAUAGGGGGAGGGAGGAGUGUUUCAGCGAGGAAAGGGAGGCAGAUUUCAACCCACGCCAGUGCUAGAGAGUCUGGCUCUCCCUUGAGUCUAUCCCUUUGCUCAGGAGAGAGCUGCUUGCCCUGCUCGGGCUGCAGAGCAGGGUGCGCUGCCUAAGGGCAGGUGCUUCUCCAUGUUAUGGCUUGAUUUUAAAAGCUGCCAUGAGCUCUCCAGCCCCCACGCGUGGUCUGUGUCACUGAACUUCAGUAGCUGCACGGUGCUUAUGUGGCAUGCGGCUCUUUCUCAGGACAGUGGGCAUGGCAUAGGGGCAGGGAAGCCCACCUCCCUGAGGAACGGGGAAAAAAGGGGCACAAAUGCAGCUCAGCUGCCUUCAGGGAGCCUUCUGCUGAGACCUUUCCACCCCCUGCUCUCGGGUGCAUCCACCCAGCAAGGCUCCAGCCAAGCCCAGGCCCGCGACACGCCGGUGCAGUCCCGCUCUAUGAGUGCUGCUGCUGUCGUCUCUGCGCUGGACUCGAUCGUCUCCAUUCUGCAAAUCCUCCUUCUGGGAAGCAGCAUCUCUGGGCCGGGCUGAGCCGUAGCCAGCCGCCGCGUCACAGCAAAGUGCCCUGCUCCAGGCAAACAUGGAGCUGGGCCAUCUCCUGCCAGCAGUAAUCAGAUUUGUUCCCUGCACGCUCACAAGAUCCUUCCUCUGCAGCAGGUUUAACUCUUCAGAGCCCUGUUGCUAUCGCCAGGACACUCGGGUGCAGGGGGAACCGCUCGUGCGCGGGACCUGCUGCCUCUGGGCUCAGGCUCUAACUUGUGUGUUUCGGUCAAUAAAAGUCUCUGUUCUGUCUGGCA